Messenger RNA from Sungouiella intermedia, 330 nucleotides. Lineage: Eukaryota; Fungi; Ascomycota; Pichiomycetes; Serinales; Metschnikowiaceae. The record is from the annotation of a GenBank genome assembly.
AUGAAGUACUUGGCUGCUUACUUGUUGUUGGUUCAGGGUGGUAACACCUCUCCUUCCGCCUCGGACAUCUCCUCUUUGUUGGAGUCUGUUGGUGUCGAAGUCGACGAAUCCAGAAUCUCCACCUUGUUGGGUGAAUUGGAGGGCAAGACCAUUGAGGACUUGGUUGCCGAGGGUAACACCAAGUUGGCUUCCGUUCCAUCUGGUGGUGCUGCUGUUUCUUCUGGCUCUGCUGCUUCUUCCGGUGCUGCCGCUGAGGAGGCUGCUGAGGAGAAGGAGGAAGAGGCCAAGGAGGAGUCUGACGACGACAUGGGUUUCGGUUUGUUCGACUAA